AUGGAAUCAGACCGCAACUUGAGAGUCAAGCCCGUGACCAUUGUGUUCAAUGAGGACAGCAUUUACGGCAACCGAGAUGGAAGCUACCAAGGAUUUGUGGUGACAUCCAGAGACCGCUCCAACGUCUUCUUGAAGAGUCCACUCUUCAAAACCGGGGUGGUCACUGGAGUGAACAUGUUGAGCCGGAAUGAGAUGUUGAAGGUUGAGAAGACCAACAAGAUCUUUGGCACUGACAGCCGACUGACACGGGUCAAGAACUCAAGCAGGCUUGACAAAGCAGCACUUCAUGUUCUUCCUGUCAAGUGUUUGGGGCAGUUCAGGAAAUUUCAUGUUUUUCAAAUUCAAAACCUCAUGCCCUGUCAGCACCUGGCUGGAUCCAGCUUGGUUGAGCGUGUGAUGAGCAUGCUGCUGGGUAAUGAUGGUGGCACAGUAACUUACAAUGUCAUAUUGGACUUGCUUGGCUAUGAUGCAUGGCCGGCGAUAGCCAACAUUGGGCAUGUGGCACUGCUUGCCAUUCGCAGUAUGAGUGCGACUACGUGGCAGCAACUGUGGCUCAAGGGCUUUCCCAACUUUCAAGCAAUUGCAGGAGAGCUUCAAAAUGCAGCAGACAUGCCGGCUCCUAAGUAUGAAGUGUGCCUGCCCCUGCCCAAUGGUGACCUGGCCAUCCAGCAGUCGUUGAUCGACCUUUGGACAACAAAACGCGCAAUGUUUGAGCGUGAAACUUCGGAGCUGGUGGCCCAGCACAAUGAGAAGUACAACCCUCGUGGAAUCAAGCGAGGGCUGGACAGUGCAGAAGGGCCUGAAACCUCGGGACAACAGCCAGAAACCAAGAAGAUCCGCAUUGAAGAGUCCAUGAAGACAAGUGAGCAUGAAGCCAACAUUGCAGACAAGAUGGUUUUGCCAUGUGGGAAUUUCAAGCUGAUCUAUGACAAGGAGGCGGAUCAACUUUGGCCUUGCACAGAUGACAAGAAAGGCAAGUCCACAGCCGUUGGACCUGCUGAAUUGUUCAGCUUUGGGUCUGGUGGCUUUGCUUCGGGCCCUGAAGCCACAGAUGUGAUGUCAGACAGCAGUGGCCGGUGGAUCAACUUUGCCCUGCAGUCCGACAAGGACUUGUGCAUUGUGGAGGCAGAUCGUCGGCUUUCAGAGCACAUCAAGAAGGCUGAUAUCUUUGGCACAGUGGUGACCUUUGGCCAUGUCCUGAACACGCUCCAGAAUCUUGGUGAGGUCAACAUCAAAAUAUCCAUGCAUGUCUCUGAUGUGCAGGAAGCUGGUGGUAUUCUAUUUCGACGUGAACAGCCGGUGUGCUUCUGCUUGGAUCCACUGAAGGAUGACAAAAAGAAGAAGGCUAGCCAGCAUUUCACAUUGAAGUCAUUCCGGUGUAUUUCACAUUCCAGUUUUGUCACAUUCCAGUUAUUGCUGUUUUAUUGUGCUUAG
This is a messenger RNA of Durusdinium trenchii, 1434 nucleotides long. NCBI's taxonomy places the organism in Eukaryota, Dinophyceae, Suessiales, Symbiodiniaceae. The record is from the annotation of a GenBank genome assembly.